UUCAGAUCGUAUAAAUCUUUCGCCUUUUACUAAAGAUUUCCGUGGAGAGGAACAAUAUGAGUUCUAUCUAAUUUUUUGAUGCCCUGCCUCGUGCGGGGCUUCCUGAACUGUCAAACAUUAAAUACCUGAAAUCCAUUGAAGAACACAGUGUGGGCGUCAUCAUGACGUCGCUGCGACGUCAAGAUCCAAGAUGUUAACACUGUAUUCGUGUUAACACAGAGGCCACACAGGUGCAACGGAGCAUGGAGCGUGUGUCAGUGCAGCAUGAAUUUGAGUACACAGCAAAGGAUGGUUGCCUUGUGUCCAUCAAGCCUAAUGAAAGUUACAUCCUGGUCUCUAAGACUAAUGAGUAUUGGUGGCACGUACGCAAAGACCAGCACACCAGGCCCUUUUAUGUCCCUGCGCAGUAUGUGAAGGAGCUUACUGAAGGCUGUCCUGGUCCCACUAAGCUGGAUUCAUCUGAGUGUGGGACUGACAGUAAGCCAGUGGACAUGGUGACGAGGAUUCGUGGAUCAUCUUAUGAUGGUUCAAGAGAGACAUACCGGUUCUCCACAUUUGGUCUCUGUGAGGACAAACCAGAUGUAAAGCCCUGUGAAACCCUGAAGGAAAAACAGAGCUCCAGCAGCUCUGCACACUUCCCGGAUAAUAAAAAGACAAACAAUUCAACAGGAGGCCUUUCAUUUACCUCAGCGCAUCUGAAUACUGACGACCAGAAACUGUAUGCAAAACCUCAUCCCGUGCCAAAGGUCAGAAACGGACAACAGUCAAAAAGCUCUCUGCAGGAUGAUGAAGUAGAACAGUCACAGACUUUUCUACUCAAGGAGGACAUGGACUUCCCUUUACCUCCUAAUUUAUCCAUAUAUGACACCAUACCAGAGCUAAAUGUUACAGAUUUUGACAUCUUUUCUGACCUGCCUGCUCCUGUCGCUUCAGAUGACCCAUUAAUGUUUGAGCAGCAGAAUUUGAAUGAAAGAGCAGAAGCAACUUCUUCUACAGAUGUGCCUCCCAAUGAGCAGGCGGAGAAUGAAAAUCUUCGGUCAGCCGUGUACGUCAAUGUAGGACAACUACGCAAAAGCAUCUCCGAGUCUCCCCCCUCGGCUCCUUCAUCCUACUCUCCUUCCUACUUUAACCCAGAGGGAUGGGAGGCGCACGUUGACGAAGAAAGUGGACAGGAGUACUACUACCACCCCGCCACGGGGCGCACCACCUGGGACAACCCCUUUCUAGACUCCCCCACGGACCCUGAGCCGCUCACCUCAGAGGAGCCUUGUUCCCCCUCACCUCCUCAGUCUCCUGCCUUUUCUCUGUCCACCGCCUCUCCCCCUGCGUGGACCUCAGACUGGGAGCAGUUGGUUGAUGAGACUAGCGGUCGGCCCUACUUCUACAACCCAAUGUCUGGGGAGACGUCCUGGGAGCCUCCAGAGCAACUGAGCCCGUAUCCCCCUCUGAUGGAGCCUAUGAGUGUGCACAGGUUCCAUGAGGACGGGCCGCCUUCUCUACCCGAGGAGGACUACCCCCCAGAGGAUUACCCAGCUGCUGAACAAAAUACCCACAAUGAGCUCCUUGCCACUGGCCCUCCCACCCUCCCUAAAGAGUUUGCCCUAAGCCAUGGGAGCCAUACCAUCAUCCCAAGGGCCUGCUUGGACCGCAGUACCCCAACUGGUUGGAACCUCACUGUGGAACAUAACGGGACCUGGGUGUUCACCAGUGAACACUCUCCAGAGCAGUGGAUCAAGUCUGUGGAUGAUCGAGGGCAGACCUUCUACUAUCUGAGAGACGGCUCUAAGUCUCAGUGGAGCCUGCCUGAGGCCCCUGUAGGUCCUGGCUUGUCCAGGAUGGAGAAUGGCGUUGACGCACACAAUGCGUCAGUCAUCAAAAACUGGAGACAAUCCAUGGGGCCUGCACAACUCGGCUCAGCCCAGGAUGAUGGGAGAUUCGUCCCAACUCACAGGAGGAAAACGUCAGACUACGGCAGCGACAGCUCCAGUACAGGAAACUCUCCAGAGACGCAGCAAAACGUGCAGAACUUAGAGAAAGCAGGAAUUCUCAACAAAACAAAAGUUUCUGAGAACGGCAAAAAAGUAAGGAAAAACUGGACCCAGACAUGGACUGUUCUCCUCGGAGGAGUGCUGACGUUCCACAAAGAUCCAAAGUCUGCAGCAACAGGGGCCUUGAACAAGACCAAUCAGAUCGUUCCAGAGGUCACGGUGGACCUGCGAGGAGCGACGAUUGGCUGGGCCUCAAAGGACAAAUCCAGCAAAAAGAAUGUUUUAGAGUUAAAAGGCAAGAACGGUGUGGAGUUUCUGAUACAGUACGAUACAGAAAGCAUCAUCAAUGACUGGCACAAGGUCUUAGUGGACACCAUACGACAACUGGAAUACCAGGACCAUCAUUCAGAGGAGGAGGACGAGAACUUAUAUGAGAAGAUUACCUGCACAGAGCGAGAUGACAAGUUUGGAGGCAGCGUGGACAAGCGAAGAUCCUCCAGGCCAAGUGUCGCACAAUCUUCCAGCACAGCAGGAGACGCAGACCAAAAGAGGGUUCGAACCAAGCUGAUGAAGUUCCUCAUGAAACGCCCCACACUGCAGUCUGUCAAGGAGAAAGGCUACAUACGAGACAAUGUGUUUGGAUGCCAUCUGGCCACACUGUGUGAGCAAGAGAAGGACACAGUUCCUAGUUUUGUGGUAAAAUGUAUCAAAGCAGUGGAAAAUAGAGGUUUAGACAUUGACGGGCUCUACAGAGUGAGUGGGAACCUUGCUGUCAUUCAGAAACUACGCUUCAAGGCCGAUCACGAGGAGCUGGACCUUGAGGACGGCCAGUGGGAGGACGUUCACGUCAUCACCGGAGCGUUGAAAUUGUUUUUCCGAGAGCUUCCUGAGCCACUUUUCCCAUACAGCCACUUUAAUAAUUUCAUCUCAGCCAUCAGAAUUUCUGAUUACAACUCAAAACUGUCUUGCAUGUAUGAGCUGGUCAAAUCACUUCCUUCACCAAAUCAUGACACCAUGAAACUCCUUUUUGGGCAUUUACGCAGGGUCAUUCAAUAUGGGGAGGACAAUCGCAUGACUGUGCAGAAUGUGGCAAUUGUAUUCGGCCCUACUCUGCUUCGGCCAGAGAUGGAGUCAUCCAACAUCGCCAUGCACAUGAUCUUUCAGAACCAGAUCGUAGAAUUCAUCCUGAAUGAAUAUGAGCGUCUCUUCCACAACAGCUAAAGCUGUCACAAGUUUCCAGUGCAGACCUGGGCACACGCCUAGUAAAUGUGCUUAAGUUUGAAGUGAUAAAUUUACAUUUUGCAUGUACAUAAACAGCCUUAGUGUGACGUCUAAAAAAAAAACUGUCUUGUAAAAUAAGUUUAAAGGGCUCUUCAAGUUUUUUUCACUCAAAAUAUUUGAGGUUUAACCACGUAAAGUUAGAUAAAGGGAUCCUCAAAUGGUCUUUGCUAAGAAUAUUUGAAGCAUGUUUAACCACUGUUUUGACCAGAUUUACUCCAUAGGAGGAAGACACUGUUAGAACUAUCUUUGGCAGUAUUGUUGGAUUGAAAAUCAAGCCACACAGGUGCAAACAGGUGUGGUUUGGUUUCCCUUUUCAGAAUUAUUUAGCUUGUUGAUUGGCUGGAAGGAAUGUAUCAGGUUGCUCUUGUUCCCUGAGACUCUGGCUGUCUUAAUCUCACAAGGCACUUUCUGCAGAUUUUAAUUGUUUAUUGUUUUGUUUGUUUUGUUUUGUCUAAAUCACAGUGAUAAUAGAACCCAAGUCAAACCUGGACGGAUGCAUUAAUGCUGACAAAAUGUUCAAUGAUUGCUUCCAUCUUUAUUUUAGAAAGUUUAAUGACUUUUAAAUAUUGUUUUGAAUUUGAAAUUACAGUAUAUCAAAUAUGGCAAUAACUAAAAUUGCAUUCUAAUAUUGUGUUUUUGUUUUCAGUCUCAUUUUACCCAUGAAUUUUAUUGUAAUAUAGAAAUGUAUAAAAAUAAAUAUUAAUACCAAUAUAUUGCUGUGAAGUAGAUGGUGAAAUAAAAUACUCGUGCGACCUAUAGAUUAUUUUCCACUGAAGUGUAAAAUGCCAUUUUCAAGCAUGCUGCACUUGAAGAAACUGUAUUAUAAUGCAAUAGAAAUAUAAAUAUGUAGUGAUACAUUUUCUGACAGUUCAACCAGUCUGAGCAUGAACCAGAAAAGUGAGAUCUAGACGAGAUUUAUGACUUGUAAAUAGAAAUAGGUGGCAUAUUUAUGCUCAAAGUUGCUGAAAAUGUGAAAGUUAUUCCAUAAUAAAAAUAACUUUGUAAAAAAGAA
Micropterus dolomieu (smallmouth bass) is the source of this 4281-nucleotide messenger RNA. Its product is annotated as rho GTPase-activating protein 27-like. The record is from RefSeq and is a predicted model, not a curated record. Gene Ontology annotation, cellular component: cytoplasm. The coding region runs from base 243 to 3209 and encodes 988 amino acids. Gene Ontology annotation, molecular function: protein binding. Lineage: Eukaryota; Metazoa; Chordata; Actinopteri; Centrarchiformes; Centrarchidae. The transcript is spliced from 18 exons. Gene Ontology annotation, biological process: regulation of GTPase activity; signal transduction.